This is a messenger RNA of Aphis gossypii (cotton aphid), 1565 nucleotides long. RefSeq lists its product as uncharacterized. The transcript is spliced from 4 exons. Bases 237 to 1265 code for a protein of 342 amino acids. Lineage: Eukaryota; Metazoa; Arthropoda; Insecta; Hemiptera; Aphididae. The record is from RefSeq and is a predicted model, not a curated record.
CGCCGCGUGACCCAAAUCGCCGGCCCGCUCGUCCGCCUAUAACUGAUCUCUCAGCAUCCCGAUGCUUCAGACAACAUCGAGACCAUCGCAGCGUUCGAUCGCCCUCCGCUCACAACCGUGGUACAUGUGACGUUGUUUAUCUCUCACGCACGGUCUUGCGGUCCAUAUAGUUGUAUAAUUUUGAGGCCUGUGGUUCAGUGAACUUAUAUAGAACCACAUCACAUCAAACCGUCGUCAUGUGUGGACGCCGCGAUUUCGCGGUGCUGAUGAUCGCUCUGGUGCUGUUGGCACUGUCCGGAACUCGGGGCCAACCGACAUCCGAUGCCCCUGCACUACCGGAAAAAACGGCAUCUGCCCAGACUGCUGCUGAUAUUAACUCCGUCAACCCGACUGCCACCACAUUUUUCAAACCCGAAAAUGGUUUAACCGAAAGUAUGAAAAAAGCCAUGUGGAAAAGGUGUGCGUCCAAAAAUUACGUGACGUGUGCAAAGCUGGCGCUGGUGCAUCUCGUGGACCGUCUGGAACGAGCCAACGACAGCUAUUCGCUGGUGUCUGGUGUGACGGUGUCCAGAGAAAAGUACCACGCGGAUGUCAACGACAUCGGCGGUGGAGACGUAGCCGCGAAAACAAUUACAGACCGCGACUCGUCCGAGACCUUUGACCGAUUGAUCGUAGACAAGUUGAGUCGAUACUUCAGCACGCUUACGCUUAACGUCAAGCUAUUGGACGACGCGACUGUUCAGUCGGUCCGGAAGUUGGGAGAGGCUGCAGCCGACGCGUCCCUUCAAUCGGGCAGGGGCAAGAAGCAAAAGUACGCGCAGUCCAUCCUGCUGGCCGGAUGGGUGACCGGGGCCAUGCUGCUGGCGCUCGGCAUGAAGGCGAUCGCCGUGCUCGCGGGCAAGGCGCUGAUGGCGGCGCUGAUGUCGCUGCUGCUUUCGGGGCUCGCUUCCUUCCGGGGCGGACAUUCCGAGCCGAAGAGCACCACCUACGAGAUCGUCACCAAGCCGGUGUACUCGCAUUCGCACUCGACGGCCGACGACACGCACGCCGCCGGCUCGCAGAACAAUCCGGCUUACAGGCGGUCGAUCGGCGGAAGUGGCGGUGUCGCGAGCAGCGGAAGUAGCGGCGGUGUCGUCGGACUGCAACACGUGCCGGCCCCGUCGUCGGCCGAGGACGCCGACCACGUCGUGUACCGCAUCCACACUUCCGACAAGACGCCCAUUUACAUACCCAUCAUAGACCGCCGCCGACGCCGCCGCCGCUGAUCCUUGUAAUAAUAACAUGAAGACCCGGCCAAUUCGUGUUUGACCUGUACUAUUAUCGCUUGAUAUUAUAUUAUGUUGUUUAUAUAUAUACGUCAAAGACAAUAUUCAAAUUCUAAUUUAUUAAUAUUAUUGUAUCUUUAUAUUGUACGUCGUUAUUAUUAUUAUUAUUAUUAUUAUUAUUAUUAUUUAUUAACCGUUUGAUAAUAUUUAUUAUUUAUACCGUGACACUAUGCUGAUUUAUGUCUACAGUGUAGUAAGCAAGUUUAUGGUUUAUGAAAAAUACAAAAUAAAACAUUACAA